UUAUAACAGGCAGAGCGAUAUUUUCAUCCAGAAUAAAUAUAUAUCUAAACACGGUGGAGUGAAAGGAGAUUUAUCACACGCACACUAUUGGUCAAUUCGAGAGGUUAGAGGUCGAUAUGUAAAUAUCCAACAUGGCGGCCCCCGUAGAAGACAUGUUUUCUCGCUGCGUGGAUCCUGUCAAAGCUAGUAAUUUCGUGGAGGUCCGAUUUAUCGAUAAUGUCAAGGGCAAAGGAUUAUUCGCCAAAAGGUCGUUCAAAAAGGGUGACACUAUUUUCAUUGAGCAGCCUCUAGUCUCAUCUCAGUUCUUGUGGAAUGCCUUGUAUAAAUACAGAGCAUGUGAGUACUGUCUGCGUGCUCUGGAGACCGCAGAGGAGAACGCCAGGAGGUUGAGUGGUCUUCCAGCGCUGAGUCUGCCUCACCCUGAGCUGUGUAAGGUGCGACCUGACCGACACCAGGCCUGCCCACAGUGUCAGGUCAUGUACUGCAGUGCUGAGUGCCGGCAGGCUGCAUGGGAGCAGUACCACAAGGUCCUGUGUCUCGGCCCCUCCCAUGAUGAUCCAGAUCACCCAAUCAACAAGCUGCAGGAUGCAUGGAGGAGUGUGCACUACCCUCCAGAAACCUCCAGUAUCAUGAUCAUGGCGAGGAUGGUGGCCACCGUCAAGCAGGCUCAAGAUAAGGGACGCUGGCAGAGGUUGUUCUCUAGUUUUUGUAGUCGCACAGCAAAUGAAGAGGAGGAAAUAGUUCAUAAAUUGUUGGGAGAGAAGUUUCAGGGACAGCUGGCCUUGCUGCGCAAUUUGUUUACCACAGCGAUGUACGAAGAUCGUCUCAGUCAGUGGUUCACUCCUGAAGGAUUUCGCUCUCUGUUUUCACUCGUUGGGACUAACGGUCAGGGUAUUGGCACCAGUUCUCUGAGUCAGUGGGUUCAUGCAUGCGAUGCACUGGAGCUCCCCAGCCAGCAGAGGGAGCAACUGGAUGCUUUUAUCGACCAGUUGUACAAGGACAUCGACAAAGAAACCGGUGAUUUCCUCAACUGCGAGGGCUCUGGACUUUUCCUGCUGCAGAGCUCUUGUAAUCACAGCUGCGUUCCCAAUGCGGAGGCGUCUUUCCCCGACAACAACUUCCUCCUUCACCUCAGCGCCCUCAGUGACAUCAGCCCUGGAGAGGAAAUUUGUAUCAGCUACCUGGACUGCUGCCAGAGAGACAGGAGUCGUCAUAGCCGGCACAAGAUCUUGAGGGAGAAUUAUUUAUUCAUCUGUUCCUGUCAGAAGUGCAUGUCCCAGAUGGAUGAUGCGGAUAUGACAUCGGAGGAUGAGGAGGAAGUGGAAGGAGAAGGCGAAACGGAGGGAGACGAAAUGGAGGAUGAAAUGACAGAUGUGUGAUUUCACUCAGGUUUCUCAGACCACCCAAACCACAUCACUUGUUUGUUUGUGGACCUUUUCGAUGUGAUCCUGACACCCUCCACGGGGCGUAAUAUCUACAGCAGUUGAGAAACCAACAUCACACUAACCGUAGCAGUACAGUUGUUCGGCUGUUAUAACCCUAAUAUCAAACCCUAUGCAAAAUAUAAGUGGUAUUUUUAUCAUGAGCUUAUUUGUCAUGAUUUCAGCCAUGCAAUGUCUCAUAUAAUGCAAGAUUUAUUGUGUUUAAUAAGUCACUCAAGACACUGUUCAUAUGCAGGAUUUUAACUUGAUCGGUUAAACUGAUGAGAUUUUUGUUUUUGAAAUGAGCUUUUGAAAAGUAGCUUCACGCACACACAUUUACACAUAAAAAAACUUUGACCAAGCAUGAAACCCAAUCUGUCUGUGCUCCUAUGGGUUAUAUUAUAUGAUGACCACCAAAAGAACAUGAAUUUUCCAUUUUGUCACAUCUGAGAGGAACUGUACAGUCAUCGGGUAAAGAGGAAGAAGUGACCAGCUUCAUGAUACUUUAAAGUCACUGAAAGUCAGCCAAAUUUACUUCUAAAAUACGUAUUACUUGGUCUUUUUUCUCUUUCUUACAAAAGAAAAAAAGAAAGAAAAUGUUUGUCUUUUAUAAUCUUGUGUAUGUAAAGAUUAGCUCCACCCCUUAUUGACUUUACUUUUCAGCUUACAGUACCUAGGUUGCACUGGUGGAGAAAAUAUUAAUCAGUUUAUGGCCAAAUAACUGUUUUAGCCCAUUAUUGUAGCUGAAGUAGUUUUUCUGAAAUCUUGCCAAUAAUUAAUGUACAUGUAAUAAAGGCGAUGGCAAUAAUAACGGUAGUUAUAUUCAAUAAGAAGCUCUCAAAGCGUGGGUGUCCUCUACAAUCUUUAUUUGUAUAACAUUUUUAACAAUAAAUAAUGUCUUAAAACAGCUUUGCAUAAAAGGUUUUAAACCCCCGGUGAGCAAGCCAGAAGUGACUGUUGUAAAAGAAAUAAAUAAAAAUACCCUUCAAAAGA
This is a messenger RNA of Megalobrama amblycephala (Wuchang bream), 2414 nucleotides long. It is a transcript of the gene smyd5, whose product is annotated as SMYD family member 5. The record is from RefSeq and is a predicted model, not a curated record. NCBI's taxonomy places the organism in Eukaryota, Metazoa, Chordata, Actinopteri, Cypriniformes, Xenocyprididae. The coding region runs from base 132 to 1379 and encodes 415 amino acids. Gene Ontology annotation, molecular function: protein binding; histone H4K20 methyltransferase activity. The transcript is spliced from 13 exons.